GACAAUACAAUCGUCCUUGCCCUCUUUACCUUCCGGCUAUAUGAUCGGAAAAUCUGCAUGAUAGAAGGUGACAUUAAACCUGGGGUCACCCGCACCUUAUAACCCCAGUACGUGCGGAGACACCAGUAGUGAGAAAGUGUCUCUCGUCAGGAGGAAGUACUCUCCUUGACUCUACUGAAAGACACACACGCUUACGAACACACUGUCAAGAUGAGGGCAUGCCAUGUUCUCCUCAUCCUGGCUACACUGACUUCAAUUGAGUUAUCGUACACACAACGAACUUGUGGUGAAAUCAGCAUCAGCAACGCCAUUCGUAGCGGAUGUGCGCCGCCGUUUUAUGUCCGCGAAACAUGCAACUUUGCGUGCCGGCCAGGGUGCCAGAGACGGAGGGGACGUACAACCCUCCACUGUAGGCUCAGGAGGGGGCACCCGAGAUGGGUAGGAAGUCGGCUGGUCUGUCAAUGCCGCCCAUGCAGAAGCAGGCCUACCGUACCCAACACUAGCGUCACCGGAUGCGCACCUACAUACACUGCUGGAGAAACUUGCACCUAUCGAUGUAAUGCUGGAUUCAUCGCAGGCGGAGGGGAUGCCACUAGGACGUGCGUAAACAGACGUUGGAGUGGCAGAAACCUCAUCUGCAACCGUAAUCGCUGUCCCAGCAGACCUACUGUAGCUCACACUGUCGUUACCGGCUGUACGCCCCCUUACGAUGCGGAGGAGACCUGCACCUACGCGUGCAGCUCGGGAUUCACGAGUGAUGGCGGCGACAGCACAAGGACGUGUAGGGGCGGGGCCUGGAGUGGGACAGACCUCGUCUGUGAGAGGGAGCCUGCCUGUGGAAACCCGACUGUGUUGUCUGGAGACUCUGGUUCCUUCACGAGUCCGGGAUAUCCCAGCAACUAUCUCAACAACCAACGGUGUUCCUGGAAGAUAUCGGUCUCUCCUGGGAAAGUCGUUGCCAUCAGCUUUUCUGCCAUGGACAUCGAACCUCACCAUCGGUGUGGUUAUGACGCCGUGGUUGUGCACGACGGUUCCACCGCCGCCUUCCCGGUGAAGGCGAGACUGUGCGGCAACAGUGCCGACCGGGUCCUAACUACCGGAAGUGACGCAUUCGUCUUCUUCACCACCGACGGGUCCGUCACUAAACCCGGUUUCAGCGCAUCCUUCCGCGCCGAGGAUCCGCCUGCUCCAGUACAAACCUGCAGUCCCGACCUGUUCACGUGUGAGAACGGAAACUGCGUCAGCCACGGUGUGAGGUGUGACGCAAAUGACGACUGCGGUGACGGAAGUGACGAGGCGUCCAUUACGUGUCAGUCUGGGUGUGGCAGUCCAAGCUUCCUACGGGGUGUGUCCGGCUCCUUUGCGUCGAUGAACUACCCCAGCGCGUACUCUAACAACGCCAACUGCCAGUGGAACAUUUUCGUCCGAGACACCAAGGUCAUCCAGCUGACCUUUGACGCUUUUUCCCUGGAGAGAUGUCCUUACGACAAAGUCACCGUCUAUGAGAGUGGACAAGAAGUCGCAAGCGGUUGUGGUAGUAACGCGCCUAGCUACGUCUCGACCACCAAUGGAAUACGCGUUGUGUUCCGAUCCGACGGCUCCGUUAUCAACACUGGAUUUCUUGCAAGGUUCAGAGAGGUUGACCCAUCAGCGACCCUCCCUCCUACUCCCACUACUCGCCCUCCGUCGGGAUCGGGAUCCUGUGGAAACCCAAUAGCCCUGCCGGGUGACUCGGGCUCCUUCACCUCUCCACAAUACCCGAGCAGCUACCCAAACGGCGCGAGGUGCUCUUGGACCAUCUCUGUUACGCCGGGAAAAAUCGUCGUCAUCAGGUUUUCAUCGUUUAAUUUGGAAGCGGGGCCUGGAUGCGGCUAUGAUUCUCUGGCCUUACAUGAUGGAACAAACCGAAAUGCUACUCUUGUCAAGAGGUUAUGUGGUUCGAGCUCUCGCGAGCUUGCCACGAGCGGAAGUGACGCAUUCCUGCUCUUCACGUCGGACGGGUCAGUGACUCGGUCUGGCUUUUCUGCGACCUACAGCGCUGAGGACCCUCCACCGACGUGUUCCCCCUCCGACUUCACCUGCUUUGAUGGAACCUGUGUCAGCAAUGAGACAACGUGCGACGGAAAUAACGACUGUUCAGACGGAAGUGACGAGUUUGGAUGCAUUAACCCGGAGUCAUCCUGCGGAGCUCAGCCCAUCCACCCUGUGUUCCCGCCGCUGAACCGGAUCGUGGGCGGGGAAGGUGCCGUGUCCAGCAGCUGGCCCUGGCAGGCAUCCCUCCAGACGUCCUCUGGCCACCGCUGCGGCGGGACGCUCGUCAGUCCACAGUGGGUCGUCACUGCUGCACACUGUGUGGACGACAAUCCGAACCCGAGUCGUUAUACUGUCGUCCUAGGCAUGCACCACAAAAUCGGUAUCAGUGACAGCACCGAGCAACGUUUCAGUCUCGAGCAGGUGAUCAUUCACGAGCAGUACCAGUCCUCUCCGGUGCCCAACAGGGACAUCGCCCUGUUGAAGCUUAACCAACCGGCCACCCUGAACCAGUACGUCAGGACAGCAUGUCUGCCGGACGGCGCAGAGGACGAACCUGCAGCGGGAACCACGUGUGUCAUCACAGGGUGGGGAGACACCCAGGGUACUGGAGAUGCCAACAUUUUGAAGCAAGCUCGCGUGCCGGUGGUCAGGCAUGAGGCCUGUAGAAACACCUACGGCAGCACCCGUCCGGUAACUCGAUUCAUGAUGUGCGCAGGUUACCCAGAAGGAGGCCAUGACACUUGUCAGGGUGACUCCGGUGGACCCCUGGUGUGUUCCCGCAGAGGCACCUGGGUACUGGACGGCGUGACCAGCUGGGGGGAGGGCUGCGCCAUCCCAGGAUACCCCGGGGUUUACACCCGCGUCAGCGCCUUCCUCGGCUGGAUCAACCAGAAAAUCAACUCAUCAGGCUAGAUCUGCACCUGAAUUUCAUUUUGUCAUUGAAUGCUUUAGAUGUUUUACGUAGUAAGCUAUUCACAUUUCUCAAAUAAAGCACAUCAGAUUUCGAAGGGACUCGAUUGUAACAUCAUAUCUAAGACUAGUGCUAACCCCAUAUUUAUUUUAAAAAGGAUGCUAAGCUUUACGUCGAUGAAGGUGACAUCCAGGUAAUACGA
Molecule: messenger RNA, 3146 nt
Organism: Branchiostoma belcheri (Belcher's lancelet)
Lineage: Eukaryota; Metazoa; Chordata; Leptocardii; Amphioxiformes; Branchiostomatidae
Product: cubilin-like
Exons: 18
Coding region: 211-2946 (911 amino acids)
Biological process (GO): proteolysis
Molecular function (GO): serine-type endopeptidase activity; protein binding
Source: RefSeq, a predicted model, not a curated record